Orycteropus afer afer is the source of this 6210-nucleotide messenger RNA. The record is from RefSeq and is a predicted model, not a curated record. Lineage: Eukaryota; Metazoa; Chordata; Mammalia; Tubulidentata; Orycteropodidae.
GCGGAGCCUGGAAUGGGGGCUGCUCAACUGUAGGAAGCUGAGACGGACUCUGGUAGGAGGGUGGGGAGGCUGCAGUCACUUCAGGAGUACGCAGCACACAGUGAGAGGGUCCCUGUUUUCAGAGGAUCUCGGCCAACUGGUGGCAGAGCUUCUGCCUCUCCCUCACCACGAGGACCCCGCGCCUCCUCCAACAGCCGCGGUGGCGGCGGCUGCAGAGCCUCGCCCACUCCAAUCCCCACCCUCUCCAUCCUUAGCCAUUAAAGAACAGCGGCGCCUGGCACGUUCCUAGAGGAUCCCGGACGCAGAAGAGGGAAGGAAGCAGGCGCAGGGGGACGAGAAAGGCAGAAUGCGCCCCCCGGGAGCAGCCUCGGCGCCCAAGGUCUGAGGCCGAAGUCCCAGUUCGCCAUUGUGAGCUGCCGCGGGGGAGCCCGCCAGCGCAACGGUCCCCCGGGGUCCCUGCCCGCGCCGCGAUGGGGCACCUGCCCAAGAGUGCGAGCGGCGGCCGCCUCCUCCUGCCUCUGCUCUGGUUCUUUGUGCUGCUCAAGGAUGCUACAACUUUCCACGUAACCGUCCAAGAUGAUAAUAACAUCAUUGUCUCUUUGGAAGCUUCAGAUGUUAUGAGUCCAUCAUCUGUAUAUGUUGUGAAGAUAACUGGUGAAUCCAAAAAUUACUUCUUUGAAUUUCAAGAAUUCAACAGCACUUUGCCUCCUCCUGUUAUCUUUAAGGCCAAUUAUCAUGGACUUUAUUACAUAAUCACUCUGGUCGUGGUAAAUGGAAAUGUGGUGACCAAGCCAUCCAGAUCAAUCACUGUUUUAACAAAACCUCUACCUGUAACCAGUGUUUCAAUAUAUGAUUACAAACCUUCUCCUGAAACAGGAGUGCUGUUUGAGAUUCAUUACCCUGAAAAAUAUAAUGUUUUCACAAGAGUGAACAUAAGCUACUGGGAAGGCAAAGACUUCCGGACAAUGCUCUAUAAAGAUUUUUUUAAGGGAAAAACAGUAUUCAAUCACUGGCUACCAGGAAUAUGUUAUAAUAAUAUCACCUUUCAGCUGGUAUCUGAGGCAACUUUUAACAAAAGUACUCUUGUGGAAUAUAGUGGUGUCAGUCAUGAACCGAAACAGCAUAGAACUGCCCCUUAUCCACCCCGAAAUAUUUCAGUUCGUAUUGUGAACUUAAACAAAAACAAUUGGGAAGAACAGAGUGGCAGUUUCCCAGAGGAAUCAUUCAUGAGAUCACAAGAUUCAAUGGGAAAAGACAAACUCUUCCAUUUUACUGAUGAAAUUCCUGAAAUACCCUCCGGCAACAUUUCUUCUGGUUGGCCUGAUUUUAACAGUAGUGACUUCGAAACUACAUCUCAGCCAUAUUGGUGGGACAGUGCAUCUGCAACCCCUGAAAGUGAAGAUGAAUUUGUCAGCGUACUUCCCAUGAAAUACGAAAAUAAUAACACACUCAGUGAGACUGAGAAAUCCACACCAUCCUCUUUCACUUUUUCCCCUGUUCAAAUGAUAUUGAGCUGGUUACCACCAAAGCCACCCACUGCCUUUGAUGGCUUCCACAUUUACAUAGAAAGAGAAGAAAACUUUACUGACUAUUUGACAGUGGGUGAAGAAGCACAUGAAUUUAUUGCUGAACUCAAGGAGCCUGGGAAAUAUAAAUUAUCUGUGACAACCUUUAGUUCCUCAGGAUCUUGUGAAACUCGAAAAAGUCAGUCAGCAAAGUCACUCAGCUUUUAUAUCAGUCCUGCAGGAGAGUGGAUUGAAGAAUUAACUGAGAAGCCCCAGCACGUGACUGUCCAUAUUCUAAGCUCAACCACUGCCUUGAUGUCCUGGACAUCUUCCCUAGAGAACUACAACAGCACAAUUGUGUCUGUGGUGUCGCUGACCUGUCAGAAACAAAAGGAGAGCCAGAGACUUGAAAAGCAGUACUGCACUCAGGUGAACUCAAGCAAACCUAUUAUUGAAAAUCUGGUUCCUGGUGCCCAGUACCAGGUUGUGAUAUACCUAAGAAAAGGCCCUUUGAUUGGACCACCUUCAGAUCCUGUGACAUUUGCCAUUGUUCCCACCGGAAUAAAGGAUUUAAUGCUCUAUCCCUUGGGCCCUACAGCAGUGGUUCUGAGCUGGAACAGACCUUACUUAGGAGUGUUCCGAAAAUAUAUAGUUGAAAUGUUUUAUUUCAACCCUGCAACGAUGACAUCAGAGUGGACAACCUACUAUGAAAUAGCAGCGACUGUCUCCCUAACUGCAUCAGUGAGAAUAGCUAAUCUGUUGCCAGCAUGGUACUACAACUUCCGUGUUACCAUGGUGACAUGGGGAGACCCAGAAUUGAGCUGCUGUGACAGUUCCACCAUAAGCUUCAUAACAGCCCCAGUGGCUCCAGAAAUCACUUCUGUGGAAUAUUUUAACAGUCUGUUAUACAUCAGUUGGACAUAUGGGGAUGAUACAACUGACCUCUCCCAUUCUAGAAUGCUACACUGGAUGGUUGUGGCAGAAGGAAGGAAGAAAAUUAAAAAGAGUGUAACAAGAAAUGUCAUGACAGCAAUUCUCAGUCUGCCUGCAGGAGACAUCUAUAACCUCUCAGUAACUGCUUGCACCGAAAGAGGAAGUAAUACCUCCACGCUCCACCUUGUCAAGCUAGAACCAGCUCCUCCAAAAUCGCUUUUUGCAGUGAAUAAAACCCAGACUUCUGUCACUUUGCUGUGGGUGGAAGAAGGUGUAGCUGAUUUCUUCCAAGUCUUCUGUCAACAAGUUGGCGCCAAACAGGAAACCAAACUUCAGGAACCAAUUUCUGUUUCUUCUCACGUGGUGACCAUCUCCAGCCUCCUUCCUGCCACAGCCUAUAACUGCAGUGUCACCAGCUUUAGCCACGACAGCCCCAGCAUACCUACAUUCAUAGCCGUCUCAACAAUGGUUACAGAGAUGAAUCCCAAUGUGGUAGUAAUCUCAGUGCUGGCCAUCCUUAGCACACUUUUAAUUGGACUGCUGCUUGUGACCCUUGUUAUUCUUAGGAAAAAGCAUCUACAGAUGGCUAGGGAAUGUGGAGCUGGCACAUUUGUCAAUUUUGCAUCAUUAGAGAGGGAUGGCAAGCUUCCUUACAACUGGCGUAGGAGUAUAUUUGCUUUCUUAACCCUGCUACCCUCAUGUCUUUGGACUGAUUAUCUUUUGGCAUUUUAUAUUAAUCCUUGGAGUAAAAACGGCUUAAAGAAGAGGAAACUGACUAACCCGGUUCAGCUGGAUGACUUUGAUGCCUACAUCAAGGAUAUGGCCAAAGACUCUGACUAUAAAUUUUCUCUUCAAUUUGAGGAGUUGAAAUUGAUAGGGCUGGAUAUUCCACACUUUGCUGCAGAUCUUCCGCUGAACCGAUGUAAAAACCGUUACACAAAUAUCCUACCAUAUGAUUUUAGCCGGGUAAGAUUAAUCUCCAUGAAUGAAGAGGAAGGUGCAGACUACAUCAAUGCCAACUAUAUUCCUGGAUACAACUCACCACAGGAGUAUAUUGCCACACAGGGGCCACUGCCAGAAACCAGAAAUGACUUUUGGAAGAUGGUCCUACAACAGAAGUCUCAGAUUAUUGUCAUGCUCACACAGUGUAAUGAGAAAAGGAGGGUGAAAUGUGAUCAUUACUGGCCUUUCACAGAAGAACCCAUUGCUUAUGGGGACAUCACUGUGGAGAUGGUCUCAGAGGAGGAGCAGGAUGACUGGGCCUGUAGACAUUUUCGGAUCAGCUAUGCUGAUGAGAUGCAGGAUGUCAUGCAUUUUAACUACACUGCCUGGCCUGAUCAUGGCGUGCCCACAGCAAAUGCUGCAGAAAGCAUCCUGCAGUUUGUAUACAUGGUUCGACAACAAGCUACCAAAAGCAAAGGCCCUAUGAUCAUACACUGCAGUGCUGGUGUGGGGCGGACAGGAACAUUCAUUGCCCUGGACAGGCUCUUGCAGCACAUUCGGGAUCAUGAGUUUGUAGACAUCUUAGGGCUGGUGUCAGAAAUGAGGUCAUACCGGAUGUCUAUGGUACAGACAGAGGAACAAUACAUUUUUAUCCACCAGUGUGUACAGCUGAUGUGGAUGAAGAAGAAGCAGCAGUUCUGCAUCAGUGAUGUCAUAUAUGAGAAUGUCAGCAAGUCCUAGUUCAGAAUUCGGAGCAGAGAGGACAUGAUGUGCGCCCAUCCUCCCUUGCUUCUGGAUUUUUUGGGGGAGCUUGCUAGCCAUUUUGCUAACAAGAGCUUCCACUUUGUAAUGUGUGUCCAAGGAGAUAAUUUAUCUCAGAAGCACCGGGAAGACUUAGCCUUAAAGAGCCUACAGUGUCUUUUGGACUCUUUCACUUCUGGACAUUUAAUAAUGGACCAAAUUCAAUCAAACACUACAAAGGUCAAGAUGCUCUACAAAGGGCAGGAAGUGCAGCACUUCCCAAGAAUUUAGUUCGCCCUUUGCUGGUUGGGCUGAGUUGGUUUUUUGUUUGUUUUGUUUUUAGUGCAAUAAUUUUUGUAUGUGUGUGAUUUUUAUCAUAAGUAGAAUUGUUUUCUGCCCACACCAUUGAUCUAACCCACAGCCCAGGAAGGAAUAGGCAGUGUUAAUAUCAAACUAUACCUCAUAGUUUAGUUUAAAAAAAAAAAAGAGGAGUGGCCACACAUGCAGAAAUGGUAAUUCUUCUUCAAGCAUAUAGAACCAGCAAUAUCUACAUUCCACUAUUAAGUGCUGGAUCAGGAGCAGGGAGUGGAGACCAGGGGAGAGAAAUGUUCUAUCCACAGAUCAACUGUGUAUCUUUUUCCUAUUCCAAAUAUAAAAUCUGUAAUUCAACUUUAGAGUAGAAAAAAAAAAUUAAGUCUUACUUGUUCUAGUUCUCAAUGGUUUUCUAUCAUCUUAUUAACAUUUGAGUGUUUUCUUGGACUAAUGCCGCUGUCCAGGUUCUUUUGUUGAUAAACGAGGUAUCUGGUUCAGAAAAGUUUGAAGUCUGGCUCUUUAGAUUCCAUUACUGUCUGAGCAAUCUUGGUGCCUAGACUUUGCAUUCCUUUUUCUGUUUAUACAUGUGGGAGCUACUUCUUUGAGAACUAUAGGCCGUGGAAACGCACUUUCCUUCUUUCAAAGAGCUGGGAAUUUAUAUGAAGUUACAGCAAUGAAUUGCAGCAUGCUAGGACAAUUAUUUGGCUACAGUUUUUGUAAUAUUGUCAAGCGUCUCUAUAGAUUCCAACAGAGAUUUCUUUUUGUUUUCUUUUUGGUUGUCAGCUUCAUUUUAACCAGUGUAAGUAGUAACAUUUUAUUCUUUGGAUUUUGUAUAAUUACAGUACAUAAUUGUGUAUUGUGACAUGAAUGCUGUCUAAAUGGACAUUGAUGGCACCAAGAAGCCUGGUACUUUGUGUCACUUCCUUUGAAAAGAGGUGAUGGUAUGGGUGUAAAGGAAUACGUUUUGAGUUGAAAAUAAACACAAGCUGGCUGCUUCACUGUGGCAAUAUGGUUGCCACAGAACCUUCCUCUGAGAGCUUCCAGGAGACUUUGCUUCUGCUGUGUAUCUGAUCAUGGCCCCUUGCCCCAGCUUCCUUCCAUUCCUCAUUCUCUUCUUGAGGCCAUGUAUAUAGGAUCAGUUUAAUAUUUCAACAGUGACCUUAGUGAAGGUGAAGGAUGCCAACUGAACAGCUCUGCACCCCACAGUCUCUUGUCACUGAGAAGGCCUGGCCACAACAGACCUUGGCACCAUCACUUGCAUGGCCGGGCCAACAAGUCUCAGUUUCACCUUGCAGGGUGAGUGGCAGAAGAUGUCCAUACCCUACAGGUUAACAGCUUGGACUCCUCAGGAAUUGUCCCUUUUUACUCACUGCCCUUCCUCCCUGUCUUACCAUCCUGCUGCCAUCCCCCUCCUCUUCUCACCCUCAUCCCCAUUAUUUUCCUUCUUGGAUAUUUUAAUAACCUAUCAUUCCAUUCUUAGGAAUAAACAUGGCUUUCAAAAGGUGGCAAAUGAAUGUGUGACAUUCUUAGACUUUCACACAUUGAUAGGUGAGGAGUGAGGUGUGCAAUACUGGAAGAGCCAGUGAGAUGUACAGGUAACUGGGAAUGCAUUUCAGAAGCUUACAGGAUUUUUGCCAACUGGAACAUCACUUCCCAUGAAACUUAAAGCACUUCACAUAAAUAUUUCAUGUUUUUUUCCCUUGAGUGCCCCAUCAAGGUAGGGAUCAAAGAGUGCCAAAUCCAUUUUCCCAAAAGAACAGUUAAAGUGUCCAGAGUU